Messenger RNA from Anthostomella pinea, 465 nucleotides. Lineage: Eukaryota; Fungi; Ascomycota; Sordariomycetes; Xylariales; Xylariaceae. The record is from the annotation of a GenBank genome assembly.
AUGUACGCCUCAACCACCGUCGCCUCCUUCCUCGCCCUGGCCGGGCUCUCGGUCGCCGCGCCAGUCACCGACAACAGCAACGCCGCCGCAGCCAAGCGGUUCGCCGGCGGCUGGUGCACCCUGCACAUCCAUGAGGUCGCCAAGGGUGGCGACAACAACGGCCACAAGGCGCAGAUCACAAUCUACGACGCCAACGGGUUCCAGAUGUGGACCGACGAGCAGUCGAACGACGACGGCAACGUCAUCAUCUUCAAGAGCCAGAACCUCCCCAAGGAGCUGGACGUCAGCGUCAACUUCCCCGCCGACAAGGGCAAGGACGAGGUGAGCUUCAUCUACGGAGACACGACCUUCGGGAGUGGCAAGGCCAAGUCGCAGAAUGCCCACUGCAAGGUCGGGCAAUGGGACCUUACCAGUACCUUCUCGGACAGGAGCACUCUUGACAUGGACGGUGGCUUCACCUGCUGA